AUGGAGCCUCCGAUCGAGCACUCGGUUAAACUCAUAGGACCGAACCGGUGGGCACUCGGACAUAACUUUGUUUGCGAGCGUGCCCAAGGGGAUGUCCAAGACGCGCUAGCAGUAUGGGAGAUCAAGGGAGAGGCCUACCACGUUCGGAAAGGAGAUUUUGAAGCAGAAUGGAAGGCAGGCUCGAUUUUAGAACCUUUCCAUCGUGCGGUAGGCCCGAGCGCGCUCCAUUUACUGGGCGAAAAUAUGGUCUGCAAGAUUGUGUCCAUGAUUCCGAAUCAGCCAUCUGAGAUGGACAUAAAGCGGUUUGUUCGGCAGAUCGAGCCCGACAUUCCGAUACCCGAUGAUUAUUUUUACCAAUUCGACGAGGAGUGGGAACGGGCGUUCUUCAUCAUGGAGAGGAUUCCCGGACCUACGUUGGCGGAAGUAUGGAAUGACAUAUCGCUUGCACAAAUGGAUCAGUUGGUGACAGAACUCCUGGGUCACGUACAGAAAAUGCUAGAACAUACAGCUCCUUUACUCUCAUCGCCAGGUGGGUAUGGGGUAUGCGACGGAUGGUUGAUGGGACCCCACCCCGAACAGGAGGGGCUGCCGCAUUGGAAGCCUAUAAUUGCGUACCCGGUUUGUACUGCCAAGCAGCUUAGGUGUCAUCUUGAAAAGAUUGAUUUUGCCAAGAAAAAUCUAACGUGGGAUCCUGCGUGGCAGCGCGACAACACGAUCUUCAACUUUGGCCACUCCGACCUUACCCCUACGAAUAUCAUAGUGGCCGACACGAUAGCGUCCAAAGAGCACCGCGGUCCCCGGAUCAAGUCCAUCCUAGACUGGGAGUGUGGAGGCUAUUAUCCGCUCUGGUGGCUAUGGUAUAAGCCAUCGUUCUGCUGGACUAUGGACGUCCCGAAAUUGCCAAGGCCCUAUCCGCGUGAUAAGCAUCCCUGGAUGUUUCGCAGCACGAUGGCCGGAUGCUUGAAAUUAUGGACCGAUUUUGACGAAUCAGAAAGAAUAGUAAGGGAGCAAGAAAAUGCUCUAGCUGCAGCCCGGGAGGAGGAGAAGUCUUCAGAUCCGUCAGACCCGGAAGCGUUGCCGGAUAUCGGGUCCCUUCAAUGCUAG
Endocarpon pusillum Z07020 is the source of this 1104-nucleotide messenger RNA. RefSeq lists its product as uncharacterized. Bases 1 to 1104 code for a protein of 367 amino acids. NCBI's taxonomy places the organism in Eukaryota, Fungi, Ascomycota, Eurotiomycetes, Verrucariales, Verrucariaceae. The transcript has 2 exons. The record is from RefSeq and is a predicted model, not a curated record.